Molecule: messenger RNA, 1323 nt
Organism: Candidula unifasciata
Lineage: Eukaryota; Metazoa; Mollusca; Gastropoda; Stylommatophora; Geomitridae
Source: the annotation of a GenBank genome assembly
AUGGCGGAUGGUUAUUUUGACUUGCGCUUUUAUAACAUUAUAGUUUUAGGUAUUUCUUUUAUGUUAAUUUUUACAGCUUUCCAGACAUGUUCUAUGGUAGAGAAAACUGUCCUAGACAGUGCAGCAAAAAAUGAAAACUUCACUGGAAAUGGUUAUACAAGCUUGGGUAUCCUUUAUGCUGUGUUUUCCAUUUCCAACUGGGCAGCACCUUCCUUUGUCUGUUUUGCAGGGCCAAGGGUAUCCAUGUUUGUCGGAUCAUUAUUUUACUUCCUCUUUGUAUUGUCGUUCCUGAAACCUAUGGUAUGGUCCCUCUACUUAGGAUCAGUUCUCGUUGGUUUUGGAGCAGCCAUUCUAUGGACAGCACAAGGAACAUUUUUUACUAUCAAUUCUGACUCACAAACCUCGGCACGAAACAGUGGCAUUUUUUGGGCUCUCUCACAAUGCAGUCUUCUGUUUGGGAACCUGUACUGCUACUUUGUCUUCAAAGGACAGUCAACAAUAACAGAUACUGAACGCACAAACUUAUUCUUGGCUCUCAGUGCAGCUGGUUUAGCUGGCAGCCUGUGUUUGCUGGCGCUGCGGAGGCCGAGGAUUGUCAGCAGUGAUGAUGCUCUUAAUUUGAAUGCAAGUGUUGCACGCUCUCCGGACACACCACUAACGGCCCUAAAAAAGGCCUUUGCCCUGAUGAAGACAAAGGAAGUGCUGCUGUUGUGCCUCAUGUUUGCAUAUACAGGUUUGGAGAUGACAUUUUACAGUGGUGUUUAUGGAACCAGUGUCUCUCAUAACUUACAUUUUGGGAACAAUGCAAAUGGACUUUUGGGAAUCAGCGGCAUUUUCAUUGGUGUUGGAGAGAUUGUGGGUGGUGGUUUCUUUGGAAUGAUGGCCAAGAAAACUAACAAGCAUGGCCGUGAUCCAAUCAUUGUACUGGGAUAUGUAGCACAUAUUGUAGCCUUUUACAUUGUCUUUCUUAAUCUUCCCGCAUCAUCCCCUAUUGAGGACACACUGGGGCCAACUUAUAUAACAUCAAAUGAAUAUUUGGCCAUUGUAGCAAGUUUCCUACUUGGUUUUGGAGACAGCAGUUUCAACACUCAAAUUUAUUCUUUAAUCGGAACCAUGUUUCCUGAGGAUAGCUCAGCAGGAUUUGCUAUAUUUAAGUUUAUGCAGUCAGUUACCGCUGCUGUUGGCUUCUACUACAGCAAUGUGCUGCUGCUCCAGUGGCAGCUUCUGAUUUUAGUGAUUUCUGGAACAGUAGGGAUUGCUGGUUUCAUCUUGGUAGAGUGGGGCAUUGCACAUGUCACUAGAUCUGGUUACGAGCAGAUUUGA